ACGCCAAUAUAACAUAGAAGAAGAAAAACAUCAAAGAGCCAUAUCAGACUCUAAAGUCAGGAGGACAUGAGAGUUCGGGGUUAGCCAGACUAGAGGAACGCGCCCAAUAAAUAUAGUUAAUCACAUCCAGGGGGUGGCAGUACAGAGUAGUUUUCGCCAGAAAAAUMUAGGAGGAAGUAGAAUGUAACGUGGAAUGCCCCGUUAUGAAUCUCAAAUCUAGUUAUGGUUCCUUAUUCAAGGUGAAAGCAUCAUCAGAUAUUUGGUGAAAGAAUUUAUAGCGCCAUGGACCGUUUGGCCAACAUGACAGAGAGGAGGAUGGUAUUGGUGUUCAACUAGUCUACAACUAGCAUCCUGCAGUGUUCCAGGCUGUCUGGUUGUGUGUGGCGUGGCAGUGAGAUGGAGAACCAUGCAACAGCAGGGGCCGCCGUGGAUGCAUGCGGAGUGGACCAACGUAGCGAUGAGUAUCGGCUGCUCAUGGCUUACUGUGGCAAGAGGAAGAGGCAGCGGUCUGGCCCAAUGCCUCAAUUUCAAGGCCUCAUUCAAAAAGAAGGUCCUCCUCCAUCCAGACAUAAUGCUACAUUUUAUGACACCGGUCCCAUACACCGAGGAUUUCGAAGUGCUCCGUCCAGACAUGGCCGAGUGGCAGCAGCUGCUGGAGCUGCAGGAGGAGUGGGCAAUAACUUGAAUGGAGUAGCAGACAGGUUGACUCAGAUUGCAGACUCUGUGCAGAUCAAAACAGACGACAUAGAGUCAGACGGGACAGAUGAUCAACAUGAUGUCAUCCGAAGACUAGUGGAGUUGCUGAAGGCGUCUGGAGACAAGCUGAAUGAGGAGAUCAAGAGUAACCACAUCUUGCAGAGGCACCUCCAGACUUCCUUCACUUACAGUCUGUUUGAGACGGUGACCUCCACCCUGCUCCAGGGAGUGACAGGGGUAGAGGGUGAUGGUCCUGUAGCCCAGACAGGCUACCCUGCCCCUGAGAAGGAGGAGAGGGUCCAGAGGGAGCAGAUUGCCCUGGCCUGCGAGGUGACUAGCAAGCUAUCUGCCCUGGACCUCCACCCCAUGAGCCGGGCCAUGGGCUUUGGGACACGCUACCUCCAGGAGCACCACACGGCCUGGGUGAAGAAACACGGAGGCUGGAAUAACGUGUUUGACAGUGAAGACACUGAUUAGACCUGCCAGGCAUUUCAGCUGCUUCAACCAUUCAUGGGAACCAAUUUACAUUUUUAUGACGAUUUUGCUGAAUAUUAAAUGUUUAAUUUGCUCCUAAAACUAUGGAUUCACUUACUGUUCUUACAUUAAUAAGGCUGUUUCUUAGUGAAACUGACUACAUUUUGUUCAUGUUAAAGAGAUCCUUCAAAAGUUAUGUACUGUUAGAUACUGAACAUUGGUCCCAAUUUAGACUUGAAAUAAACAGGCUUAACAUGGACUUAAGUCAUUAAAACAUGGACUAAAGUUUUUUUUUUUUUUUACUAAAGUCCAUGUUAAGUCACCUUAUCUCAAGUUUUUAAAUAUUAGGGCCUAUACUGAAUGUAUAGCUUUCUUGAUGUUUGGAUUUAUCUUAAACUCUAAAAUGACAUUGAACCUGUGAUUUAUGAAUGAACUGCUUAGUGUGGAUUAUCAAUGAAUUGCCUUGAAAUGGUUGUAUGUGGAAAAUAAAUCUAAUGGUUAAUACAUUUCUGCAGCCGGUAUGUGAUGAAACAAUAAUCAUCUUUAGGUUGUUCGUUUUGGAAAUUGUGUAUGAACCUCUAUCCCACAAACAGUUUUUUUUAUAUUACAACAGAAAGUAGUGUUAAUGAGAUAUGUUGCUAUUCCAGUGGUGUUACUGUGAUAAAGUACACAUUAUUUGAUACCAUAAAGGAAUUAAAGAUUUGUUUUGUCAUUUAA
Salvelinus sp. IW2-2015 is the source of this 1887-nucleotide messenger RNA. RefSeq names its product apoptosis facilitator Bcl-2-like protein 14. NCBI's taxonomy places the organism in Eukaryota, Metazoa, Chordata, Actinopteri, Salmoniformes, Salmonidae. Gene Ontology annotation, biological process: regulation of extrinsic apoptotic signaling pathway. The record is from RefSeq and is a predicted model, not a curated record.